AGUUAGUUAAACUUUAAAAAAAAAAUCUAUAACACGGAUUCUAUGAAUGAAAACCGGUGACUAAUUUUUUAUGUCCCGGCAAUGGUAAAAAAAGUCUCCGGUUGCCAAUAGCGCGUCUUGGUGAAGCGAUGACGACUUGACGAGUACUAGUGGCUACGCGCGCUUCGGUUGCUAUCCCCGUGUUCCGAGGAGCCGUCACUAAAAACCCACGACUCCAUCGCAACCGCCAACACACACGCACGCAGCAGCGAGCCAGCGACCGCGGCGACGCUCUCUCAUCACCAAUCGCCCAUGGCCACGGGCACCGACCGUCCAUGGUGGGCGCCGCCGCCGCCGCCGCCGCCGCCAACGCCAAAGCCGCCCGCGGCGGUUCCCUCCGCCCCGCGGUUCCCCUCCCCGCCGUCGCCGUCGUCGUCGUUCACGGCCGACCCGCCGGCGGAGUUCCUCUGCCCGAUCUCCGGCACGCUGAUGGCGGACCCCGUCGUCGCGCCACCGGGCCAGACUUUCGAGCGCGCCUGCAUCCAGGCCUGCGCCGCGCUCGCCUUCUCCCCGCCAGCCGUCGCCGCCGACCUCUCUCAGUCCCACCACUCCUCGUCGUCGUCGUCCCCGCUCGUGCUCGUCCCCAACGUCGCGCUCCGCACCGCCAUCCUCAACUGGUGCGACCGCCUCGCGCUGCCGCACCCAGCGCCGCUGUCGCCGGACACCGCCCACGACAUCGUGCGCCGCCUCAUGCCGCCGCAGCAGCGGAGCUCGCUGGCGCAGCCGCAGCGACCGCAGACGCAGGUCGCCUCGUCGGUUCGGGUGAGGCGACCCAGCGUCUUCGACGGCUUCGCGCAGGUGCAGGAGCCGAGCUCCAGACAGAGGGGUGACGCUCUGGAGGAGGAGAUCAUGGCCGCGCUCGGGGCGGACGGCGCCACCCCCGCGGAGCAGGCGUCGGCGAUGGCCUUGCUGCGGCAGGCGACGCGGGAGAACCAGGAGGUAAGGCGGCAGCUCUGCACGCCGCGGCUCCUCGCCGCGCUGCGCCCCAUGCUGCUGUCGCCCGACGCCGACGUCCAGGUCAACGCGGCGGCGGCGGUGGUCAACCUGUCGCUGGAGCCCGAGAACAAGGUGCGGAUCGUGCGGUCCGGGGCGGUGUCGCCGCUCGUGGACGUGCUCCGCGGCGGCCACCCGGAGGCGCGCGACCACGCCGCGGGCGCCAUGUACAGCCUCGCCGUGGAGGACGAGAACCGCGCCGCCAUCGGCGUGCUCGGCGCCAUCCCGCCGCUGCUGGACCUGUUCGCGGGCGCCGGCGCCACGGGCCACCGCGCGCGGCGCGAGGCAGGGAUGGCGCUGUACCAUGUCUCCCUCUCCGGUAUGAACCGCUCCAAGAUCGCUCGCGCGCCGGGCGCUGUGCGGACGCUGCUCUCCGCGGCCGAGGCGCGGGACCGCGCGAGCGAGACCGACGCCGCCGCGCUCCGGAGGCUGGCCGUCAUGGUCCUGGCCAACCUCGCGGGCUGCCCCGACGGGCGCGCCGCGCUGAUGGACGGCGGCGCGGUGGCCGCGGUCGUCAGGCUGAUGCGCAACGGCUCCGUGGCUCCCGGGAGCGCGGAGCAGGAGUACUGCAUAUCCACGCUCUACGGGAUGAGCCGGGGCAGCAUGAGGUUCCGCGGGCUCGCGCGCGCGGCCGGGGUCGAGGCCGCGCUGCAGCCGGUGGCCGAGGGCGAAGGAGGCGUGGGGCGAGACCUGGCGCGGCGCACGCUGCGGGCUAUGCGCGGCGAGGACGACGACGCCCCGGUCACGGCCACCGGACUACUCGGACGGCAGUGGGACGACGGCAGCGUCGUGUCGGAGGGGCUUGUCUCCAUCCGGCGGCCGCCGCACCGGAGCAAUUACGCCGGGCCGUCCGGGUCAAACACAACCCAGUUCUGAAAAAAAAAAAACAAAGUCAAAGUCUUCGUUUUCUGCACGCUGUCCUGCCGUCUCGAUCAAGUCUUUGGAACUGUAUGUAUUUUGGUUACCAUAGCAGAAAAAUAUUGCAAGGUCCCUCUUGUCUUGUAUAAACUGUACAGGCCUGUUUGGAACGGAGGAAUCAAAAACAAAGGAAUGGGAAAAAAAUACAGGAAUAGAAUAGAUGUGUAAUGAUAAAACAGAGGAAAAGAAAACUGCAGGAAAUGACUAGAUAGAGGUGUUUGGAACACAGGAUUCGUAACACAAGAAUCUUAAAAUAUAUAUGAUUAUAAGUGUCA
Molecule: messenger RNA, 2225 nt
Organism: Sorghum bicolor (sorghum)
Lineage: Eukaryota; Viridiplantae; Streptophyta; Magnoliopsida; Poales; Poaceae
Product: U-box domain-containing protein 39
Exons: 1
Coding region: 292-1908 (538 amino acids)
Biological process (GO): protein ubiquitination
Cellular component (GO): cytoplasm; nucleus
Molecular function (GO): ubiquitin-protein transferase activity; protein binding
Source: RefSeq, a predicted model, not a curated record